UUCCCGAGGAAGUGAGACUUACUUCAGAGGACACAGCGGCUGAGGACACGGUUCUCCUGCUGGCUACUGGGAUGCUCUGGACGAGAAUGGAGCUGCCAUGUUGGUGUUUGUUGCUGCUGAGCUGCCUGCAGUCACUUUCAGCCCACAAUGAUUUCUUCACCUCCAUAGGCCAGAUGACAGAUCUGUUGUACACUGAAAAGGACCUCGUCACGUCUCUGAAGGAUUACAUCCGAGCGGAGGAGAACAAACUGGAGCGGGUCAAGCGGUGGGCCGACAAGUUGGAUUCCUUGACAGCAACAGCCACACAAGACCCAGAAGGGUUUUUGGGUCAUCCCGUCAAUGCCUUCAAACUGAUGAAGAGGCUGAACACAGAGUGGGGGGACCUGGAGAGUCUUGUGCUUAGUGACACGACUGAUGGAUUUAUCUCCAACCUGACCAUCCAGAGGCAGUACUUCCCCACAGAGGAGGACCAGACUGGAGCGGCUAAAGCUCUUCUCCGGUUACAAGACACCUACAAGCUCGACGCCAACACCAUCUCCACAGGAAAUCUUCCUGGCGUGAAGCACAAGAGCCAGAUGACAGUGGAGGACUGUUACGAGCUGGGUAAAAUAGCCUACUCGGACGCCGAUUAUUACCACACAGAGCUGUGGAUGGCGCAGGCCCUGAAACAGCUCGACGAGGGAGAGGAGUCCACCAUAGACAAGGUGACGGUUCUGGACUACCUGAGUUAUGCCAUCUACCAGCAGGGGGAAAUAGAGCGAGCGCUGGAGUACACCUUGAGGCUGCUCAAACUGGACCCGGAGCACCAGCGUGCCAAGGGCAACUUGAAGUACUUCGAGUUCCAGCUGGAGAAGCAGAGAAAAGCUGCCGAGGAAACGGCUCGGACGCAAGAGGAGCGUGGCAAGAGAGACACGAGCGAAAAGAAGAAGCAAAAGAAGCAAAAGAACUCCUUCUCUAUGAUCCCAGAGAGGAAGAAGUAUGAGAUGCUUUGUCGAGGGGAGGGCCUCAAGAUGACCCCGCGCAGACAGAGCCGGCUGUUCUGUCGAUACUUUGACAACAAUCACCACCCCAGGUUUGUGCUGGCGCCGGUCAAACAGCAAGACGAGUGGGACCGCCCCUACAUCGUCCGCUACCUUGACAUCAUCUCCGACGCAGAAAUCGAGAAAGUCAAGCAACUGGCAAAACCACGACUAAGGCGAGCCACGGUGCAUGACCCUCAAACGGGGAAACUUACCACAGCCCAAUACAGAGUCUCCAAGAGUGCUUGGCUCACCGGCUACGAGGAUCCUGUGAUUGAAAGGAUCAAUGAGAGGAUUGAAGCCAUUACAGGUCUGGAAAUGGACACAGCAGAAGAACUCCAGGUUGCAAAUUAUGGUGUUGGAGGGCAGUAUGAACCUCACUUUGACUUUGGAAGGAAAGAUGAGCCAGAUGCGUUUAAAGAACUGGGAACUGGAAAUCGUAUUGCAACGUGGCUUUUUUAUAUGAGCGAUGUGACUGCAGGGGGCGCCACAGUAUUUCCAGAUGUAGGUGCAGCUGUUUGGCCUAAAAAGGGUACCGCUGUGUUCUGGUACAAUCUUUUUGCCAGCGGGGAAGGAGACUAUAGCACCAGGCAUGCAGCCUGUCCGGUGUUAGUGGGCAACAAGUGGGUAUCAAACAAGUGGAUCCACGAACGAGGUCAGGAGUGGCGGCGACCCUGCGGCCUGAAUGAAACUGAAUAAUGUUUGUUUUUUUUUUAAAGAAAAAAAAACAACCCUUCCUAUCGAAUCCCUUACCCCUCGCCUCAUUCUUGUAAACCACCGAGGACCAGAGAACACUGCAAACACGUCACAGAUGAUCCAUGGGGUCCAAAUGGAUCCCUUCCUCCCUCCCUGUCUGUCUGUCGGCAAACAGUCGAUUCUGCUUCUCACCUGUUUUCUGUCUGCAAGCCCGGAGAUUGUUUUGAUAACAUCGAGCCCCCUGGACAGCGUCCGCGUCGCCGUGACGGAUAACAUUUUCUUAGGGUCGUCGGAUUGGUUUUGAGAAACACUCGAGUUCUGUUCACUCCCAUGAGUCUUUCUUUGCACUCUGAGUGAACUCCAGCUCUCUGUGGUGAGGUUAUCCUUCAGUUUGUGACUGCAGGGGCCAGUUUCCCUCUCUUUAAAUUGAAUGGUAAAGGAUUUUUUUUUUUUUCCUUUUUCACAUUUUUAUGUGGACUGUUUGAAUUAUUUUGUUUGACUGACGUGACCCUAGGCCCUUAGAGUUUUUGGAAACUGUAACGUUUUAAUCAGUUCAGUAAAAAAAAAACAGAAAAAAAAAAUUGUAGCAGUUGUAAA
Poecilia latipinna (sailfin molly) is the source of this 2312-nucleotide messenger RNA. It is a transcript of the gene p4ha1b, whose product is annotated as prolyl 4-hydroxylase, alpha polypeptide I b. Gene Ontology annotation, biological process: peptidyl-proline hydroxylation to 4-hydroxy-L-proline. The coding region runs from base 72 to 1718 and encodes 548 amino acids. Gene Ontology annotation, molecular function: protein binding; procollagen-proline 4-dioxygenase activity; L-ascorbic acid binding. The record is from RefSeq and is a predicted model, not a curated record. The transcript is spliced from 15 exons. Gene Ontology annotation, cellular component: endoplasmic reticulum. Lineage: Eukaryota; Metazoa; Chordata; Actinopteri; Cyprinodontiformes; Poeciliidae.